Messenger RNA from Tachysurus vachellii, 6304 nucleotides. Its product is annotated as neuronal PAS domain-containing protein 3. The record is from RefSeq and is a predicted model, not a curated record. Gene Ontology annotation, molecular function: RNA polymerase II transcription regulatory region sequence-specific DNA binding; DNA-binding transcription factor activity, RNA polymerase II-specific; protein dimerization activity. Bases 367 to 3282 code for a protein of 971 amino acids. The transcript has 12 exons. Lineage: Eukaryota; Metazoa; Chordata; Actinopteri; Siluriformes; Bagridae. Gene Ontology annotation, biological process: regulation of transcription by RNA polymerase II.
UGUAAAGUCUGUAGAAAAGUUCACUUCUGGAACUCCCCAGUGUGUUUGUUGUGUUCCUGACAUCUACGGCAGUUUGUUUCAUAUGCACGGCAUACAGCAUUUCACAGCAUUGUGAAAGGACAAGCUUCAGCAUCCAGUCGAAAGUUUCCUUCUUGACGCGUACCGGCGCGUUUCGGCGUCCCCUCAGUGCCAGUGCGAGUCUAAAAGCAGCAGCAGUCUCCGCUCAGCGCACAAAAGCGCGAGAAUGGCCCAGCAGCUCGUGCUCGUCACUAAUGGGAUUGCGCUGUGACUUGCUCGGCCGGAGGACAGGCUGCACUCACACACACGCACACACACUCGCUCGGCGGUGCGCUGCACGGCGCGGGGAUGAUCAGGAUCUUCCCGGACUUCAGCGUGCAGGUAACGGCGGCGGCGGGCGCAGGAGCCGCGGGGAUGCCGGCAGCACGAGUCCCGGGCGCCACUAACGGCAACCCGCAAAACGUCCAGGGCCUGACCACUUACCAACAAAGCGACCCUUACUGGGAGAGGCCAGCUAAUGCCAGCUCGUGUUCAGCCACUAGGCCCAAGACACUUCACCUCGGAGGGCAACAACAUACCUCAUCACCAUGGUUGCAGGCUCUGAGGAAGGAGAAGUCUCGUGAUGCAGCACGCUCACGCAGAGGGAAGGAGAACUUUGAGUUCUACGAGUUGGCCAAGAUGCUGCCACUGCCAGGUGCCAUCACCAGCCAGCUGGACAAAGCCUCCAUCAUCCGCCUGACCAUCAGCUACCUGAAGAUGAGGGACUUCGCCAACCAGGGCGACCCGCCAUGGAACCUGCGCAUCGAAGGACCGCCACCCAACACCUCAGUCAAAGCUAUUGGCUCACAGAGAAGGAGGAGCCCCAGUGCAGUUGCCACAGAGAUCUUUGAGCCUCACCUGGGCAGCCACAUCCUACAGUCCCUGGAUGGAUUUGUAUUUGCACUAAACAAGGAGGGGCGGUUUCUGUACAUCUCAGAGACCGUGUCCAUAUACCUCGGCCUUUCACAGGUGGAGUUGACAGGGAGCAGUGUGUUCGACUACGUGCACCCGGGUGAUCAGGUGGAGAUGGCCGAGCAGUUGGGGAUGAAAAUUCCUCCAGGCCGAAGUCUGCUGUCUCAGGGAGCCGGGGCUGAGGACGGAGCGAGCUCAGCAUCCUCAUCCUCACACUCUGAGACGCCUGAACCAGUGGAGUCCAGCAGUCCGAGUCACCUCUCUCCAGAUAACACGUUGGAGCGUUCCUUCUUCAUACGAAUGAAGUCCACGUUGACAAAGAGAGGCGUCCACAUCAAGUCCUCCGGCUACAAGGUGAUUCACAUCACGGGCAGGCUGAGGAUAAGAAUGGCGCUAACGCACAAUCGCACUGUGCCCAAUCAGAUAAUGGGCAUGGUGGUGGUGGCUCAUGCCCUCCCUCCCCCCACUAUUAACGAAGUUCGCAUCGACUGCCAAAUGUUCGUCACACGGGUCAACAUGGAUCUCAACAUUGUCUACUGUGAAAAUAGAAUUAGUGACUACAUGGACCUGACACCUGUGGACAUCAUAGGGAAAAGAUGUUAUCAAUUUAUUCAUGCCGAGGACGUGGAGGGCAUUCGGCACAGCCAUUUAGACUUAAUGAAUAAAGGUCAGUGUGUGACAAAAUACUAUCGCUGGAUCCAGAAGAAUGGAGGCUAUAUAUGGAUCCAGUCCAGUGCCACUAUUGCUAUUAAUGCCAAGAAUGCCAAUGAGAAGAACAUCAUCUGGGUCAACUAUGUGCUUAGUAAUCUGGAAUACAAAGACACUCCCAUCGAUAUCACACAGCUUCCAAAUUUGCCAGAGAAAGCCUCAGAGUCCUCGGAAACAUCUGACUCAGAGUCUGACUCAAAGGAUAAUUCUGAAAACAAUGAUAACUCCAAGUCAGAUGGGAAAGGAAAUCAGUCUUCUGAGAACAGUGAAGAGCCAGAGUCAGACAGUAAGAAGCCAACCAGACACUCUGAGCAAGAGAUGAGGCAUCAGGAGGAGGAUAGUUCCAGUAAUGCAGAGAGCCAGGAGAGUGAGGACAGCUUGGAACCCUCAGAUUGUGAAGCCGAGAACAAGGAGAGCCGAUUGGCUCGUCUCAGUGGUCUGCCCAUUAAAGUGGAGCAUUAUGGUGAUGGUGAAGGAGCAGAGCUUCACAAUUCUCUUUCAUCCUCCUCUGAGGAAGAGGACGAGGAGGAGGAAGAGGAAGACAAUGAUGAGAUUAUGAAGGACUACCACAGCGAAGAAGAACUGAGUGGUCCACUGACAAGUAAAAGGCAGAAGAGAAAGAAAAGGAGGAAAAAGCAGAAAUGGGAGGGCAGCCGUCAACGUCUGCGACUUUCACCACCAGAGGAUGUCACAGCGAGUCCAGGAAGUCUGGAUCCAACACUGGGAGAGCAGCCGCCGCUACUGCCACCUCCAUCACCCACGACUGCCUCAGUGCUCAAGAUCAAAACAGAGAUGGCAGAGCCUAUCAACUUUGACAACGACAGCAGCAUCUGGAACUUCCCGCCCAACCGGGAGAUCUCACGCAAUGAGUCACCUUUCAGCAUGACCAAGCCUCCUAGUGGCCAUGAAGCCUUCCCCGCUGCCAUCCCUGACUCAGUCCUCACUCCACCAGGCACUGAAGGAGGAGCAGGCAUCAGGAAGCCCAACUUCACCAACAGCAGCAGCGGUAGUAGCAGUAACAGUGCUCCCACCUCAGCCGGCCUGGCACCCUCACUGUCUAACUCCUCAACUUCUGACCCCCUAUCACCUCCACUUUCAGCCUCGCCACGUGAUAAGCAGCAGGGCACACCCACCUCCCAGAAUUCUCUGCUGUACAGUGGCGACCUAGAGGCCCUUCAGCGGUUACAGACAGGCAACAUGGUGCUUCCUCUGGUGCAGCGUGUUGCAGGCACACUGGCUGCCACCAGCACAGCAGCAGCUCCACGUGUCUACACGGCAGGCACCAUUCGCUACGCACCUGCUGAUGUCACACUGGCUGUGCAGGGCAACCUGCUACCCAGCGGCCAUGCCGCAGUCAACUUUGUGGACGUGAACGGGCCUGGGUUUGGUAUUGAUGCCAAGACACCUAUGGAAAUGCUCUACCACCAUGUGCACCGGCUCAACAUGUCGGGUCCGUUUGGUGGCGCAGGCACCGGUGCCAGUCUCGCACAGAUGCCCACUGCCAACGUCUUUACCACAGCGGAGGGACUAUUCUCUACACUUCCCUUCCCCGUCUACAGCAAUGGCAUCCACACAACACAGACUCUUGAGCGCAAAGAGGAUUGAAGCAAAACACUGAGACCAUAUUACUGUGUUCAAUUUAAAUCAAGAGACUCUUUCGAGGCCUAUGACUGUGUUUCAAGUUGGGGGUGGGAAUUAAUUGUUCUAGCACUUUGAAUUUCAAGCAGUUAAGCUUGUGUAAUUGAAACAAAUGGUUUCUCUUCCUGUGUCUUUCUCUAUUUCUUUUUCUCUUUCCCCUCUUCUUCCCUUCCUCCUCUAGAGCCAAUGACAUUUUGUUUAAACAAACUAAACAGGCUCAUCUCUAUUUCAGAGUUCCUUUGAGCCAGAGAGAAUUCACCACUCAGGUGUGUGGUUUCUCCAUGGUGAAAUAAAAUGUGCUUUUUUUGACUUCAUUACAGUGCAUCCUUAUUAGGAUGUCUUAUGUAUUUAAAGGCAAUUCACAAAGGAGAUAAAAAGAAACUGUGUUUUUUUUUAUCAAUAACUUGAUGUGAUCAAGGCUGACACUGACAAAAGGAUGUUACCCUGUUUGACAUAGUUGAAAGGGUUAUAGGGUUCUUUCUUAACGAGGGAAUAGUAUUUUAGAAAUAAUGCUUUUCUUGGUUUUUUUUUUUAUAGCUCAGAUUUAACUUACAAAUCAUGCAUUUUAAAAGCAAUUUUAGCCGGGUAUUGACCUGAUCCGAAUGUUACUACAAACUCCCAGGACUUUGGAACAGGUCAGUGUGAGAUUCCUCCAGUUCCAUCUUCCUUUUGCAGAUCCAUGGUGCUAUCAUCAACUAACCCUCACUCAGCUGGCUGACGUAGGUAUUGUUCCAGAGCGCAACAAAUGAUGGCUUGAGAGAUUUUCUACUGAAAACUCAAACCUCUAACAGACAAGUUCAUUUUUCUUGUGUUUAUCCCCUGCGGAGUGUGGAGAAGGGUUUGGCUGUGGCUCAAUCUGAUUGAGUCAGAAAAGGGAUUUGGACCAGGCUGUGAAUCAUUUCUUACCCCUCAGUGUAACUGAGGCUAAUUUUUACAUCAUAAACUUGAAGAUGAAUGUGAAACUCUAACAGGCUUCUCUCAGUUUUUUUUACUCUCCCUUCGCAUAUUUGAAGCCUAGUAGCUUUUCCCAUCAGUCUCCCAAAAUCCCCCUACUCCUACAUGAACUCUAAAAACCACAUAUCAACAAGAUUGUAAUAAGGACAUGCAUUUUCAAUCAAAAAAAAUGUGUUUUGAGAAAUCACAUUCCUAAUUUUUUUCCACUGUUGCCAAAAAAAAUUACCGUCACAGUUUGGUGUCAAGACACUGUGAAUUUGUUUGGGAAAAAAAGAAAGUAAUAAAAAGGAAGAAAACUGUCGCUUCAUCUUUUGGCAGCCAUCCAUCACGUCAUCUAUUACCAAGCGUGAUAAGCGUAAACGUGUACAAUGUGUAAGUGUCAUUGGCUGUCAGUCCUCAUAGCGAUUUCAGUGUGUGUUACUAUAUGCAGUAUAUACCGAGCUGAUGUAGCUGUUUCGUCCUUUGUCCUCUCUGUGCUAGUGUGGGCAUGGACGAGGGAAACACUCGUUCUCCCUCUCCUUCCCCUCUACAGUCUUAGUGAACCAGUGGAGGUUAGUGGAAUUUGUGUGGUGGCCUUCCAAUGUAGUGUCACCUUUUUGCUGCUUCUUUUCUGUCUGUAUUAUUUUCUGUUCCUGCUAUUGCUUUGCUGUCGUGUAGUCUACAGACCUCUCUCUUCCUCUCAGAGAUAAAAGACUCUUAACUAGCUCAAAGGUUUAAGGAGCCAUUUUUUUGCCACUGGGGAAUUCUGGGAUUGCGGUCUCCACCUCAAUACUGACAAGGAUAAAACCGAAGUAGCAUUUAGAUGUAACGUCUGGAACCUCAAAGGCCUAAGUUGUGAAACAUUCCCAGAGUCCCUUGUGCUUCUCAUGUGCAUUGGGUGUAUUUCAUUGGUUUCCACCAACCAGUUGACUUCAAGGACCCUGCAACUCACAGGAAGUAAAAAAAAAAAAAGAAAAAUUACAAAAAAAAUCUCAGUAUUUCAGGACAAUAAACAAUUUUAAGGAUUUCUAAUGAGAAAAGAAAAAAAAAUCACUCUAUAAAAUCUAUUUUUAUAGGUGUUUUGAAAAUGCAUGUUUACCAAGUUGAUUGUUUGGUUUACCUGAUUUCGUUUGGUCCAGCAGCUUUGCCAGCGUUUAGUGUUUUUUAGUCUGUCCAACAAGGCAAAGGGGGAGCCUUUUUGUCUUUUUACUGAAUCAGGCUACUCCCCUACAUCAGGAAACUCGUCUCUGUGGUUUCUGUGAAAAUGUGUUGUUACUCAAACCCAGGUCAUGAUAUUAAUGUUUUUAAAACCGAUAGCUGCUGUUGGGGCAGUUGCAGGAGAACUUGGCGUCACCACUGGAGCUUAGCGUCUUAGAUCCUAGAGUCUUAGCUUUUUUUACAUUACAAAAAGUUGUGCUGUACAGGGGGGUGGUUCAAAAAAAAAAAAACACUGUGGACCAGGAAAUACACCCAUAUGUUACAAACAGAACAGCCGGCUGAGCUGUCUCAGUGUUUCUGUGUUGUGUCAAAAUGAUUGCUGGUGAUUUAAUCUUAAACUAAUCUCAGCUGCUGUCAGAUAAAUAGUGUUUAAAAAUUACAAUAUGAUAAAUCACUUCAUUACCUGUGAAAACUGUGUCUGUGUUUUUAACUAUUUCUUGUACAAUUAUACAGAUUCUUUUAUGAGGAACUUGGUGCCAAGUAGAUGAAUACGGGAGAAAGGGAUUCUCUUAGUAUCAAUGUUAACAGUGUUAUAAAUUCUAAAUACAAACAAAUUAAAAUAUUAAAAAGAGAAAACUAUGGUACUUUUUUAUUUUUGUUUUUUUUGUUUGUUUGUUUUUCAAAAAAGAAACAACUAACUGAAGCUAACUGAGUGCCUGGCUUGUUUUUUUUUGUGGAAAAACAUCUUUUCAUUUACCAUAAAUAAUGCUGCAAUUCAGAAAUGUACAUACUUCAUUUUACAACAGAAUUCUUUUAUACUUUUGUAGGUUCUCAUCAGUUUAAGCAAACAUGUCAUACAUGGUUGUCUUUCUGUAAUUUUUUUUUUUACCAUCUUACA